This is a messenger RNA of Nicotiana attenuata, 1501 nucleotides long. Its product is annotated as ethylene-responsive transcription factor ERF026-like. Gene Ontology annotation, biological process: regulation of DNA-templated transcription. The record is from RefSeq and is a predicted model, not a curated record. Bases 110 to 670 code for a protein of 186 amino acids. The transcript has a single exon. Gene Ontology annotation, molecular function: DNA-binding transcription factor activity; DNA binding. Lineage: Eukaryota; Viridiplantae; Streptophyta; Magnoliopsida; Solanales; Solanaceae.
AACUAGUAGUAUACUCCUCAACCUAUUUUUCAAUGCAUGGCUAGUCCUAAUUUUGACUUUAACAACCAACCCUUUCUCUUUGUGCAAAUUUCAUCAAACACAUCGCAAAAUGUGGAGCAAUCAUUGUCCUAGUAAUAGUACUGCUAUAUCAAACAGGUCAGAACAGGGGAGGCAUUCUGUUUAUAGAGGAAUUCGCAGGAGGAAUAGGAAAUGGGUAUCAGAAAUACGUGAGCCGCGGAAAACUACGAGAAUAUGGCUAGGCACUUAUCCAACACCAGAGAUGGCAGCUGCAGCAUAUGAUGUUGCAGCUUUGGCAUUAAAAGGUCCCGAUACCCCGUUGAACUUCCCGGACUCAAUGUGUUCAUAUACUAUGCCAGCUUCCCUAACAGCAGCAGACAUACGCGCGGCAGCUGCAAAUGCUGCUGCUGUUAGAGCGCCACAACUGGAAAGCGAAGAAGCGCGGCAUCAGGCAGAGUGCCAACCUGAAGCUGGAGAUGAAGGAGCAAUGGGACAAGAGUAUUUUGAUGAAGAGGAAGUGUUUGGUAUGCCAAGAUUGUUAGUUGACAUGGCAGAGGCAAUGCUUGUGAGCCCUCCUAGGAUGAAGACGACGCCUUACGAUGAGUUGCCUGAAUGUUCUGAUGCAUCAUACACUCUCUGGAGUUACCCUUAAUUAUCAAUAAUCAAACAUGUAACAUGCAUUAGCUUAAAAAAAAGUAUCAAUAAUCAAGGCACUCUCUUGGUGUGCCAUGUACAUCAGUUGAAUAGUGUGGCCACUAAAAUUAUAUAGGUGCGGUGGUGUCAAGGACUCAAAUUGUAGGUGAGACCAGAACUUGUCUCACUCACAUUUUCUUGUGUUCCUAAUAUAAUUCGGAUGGAGCCUGUUGGAGUGAAAUAGUUGCCGUUGAGUCUGGUCUUUUCUUGUUGUUUUCACCAUUUAUUUGCAGAAGCUGGUUUUAUUGUAUAUUUUCUCUUUCAUUUAGGAGAUAACAAGUCUAUUGUUUACCCUGAUUAUGAGAACCAGAUAUGGGGCCAGGGCUUGUGUUGAAAGAAUGAAGGCUGUCCUAUGUGUUACUACUAAUUGUAUGGUCGAAAUCUGAUCAUGCGUGGAUCAACAUUAAAAGGAAUGGUGAGGGGUUGAUUGGGCCAUGGUCGUAUCAUAAGACGUCAUAACAACGAGUAUCCCGGCCGCUGCCGGGGUCGAACCAUCUAAAAGUUUGUACGGCGAGGCAAAUGUCGUGAUAUAUAAGGGGAACAACCCAAAGGCCCUCUGGUUAAGAACCGCUGGAUAAAAGGAAAUAAUUACUACUAUAUAAAUAGGGGAGAGAGAAUAGGAAAAAGGGGACUGGUUCCCACACAAAACAAGAGGUAGAAGAACCGGAGAAAGCAACAGGAGAAAAACAAGAGAAGUGGCAGAUCUCGGCGGCAAACCUUUGUAAUCAUCUUUCUUGAGUUAAUAUAGAUAGAUCCAGCAACUAUUAAUGGAAGUUCCUCUUUCCGCCUU